Aspergillus ruber CBS 135680 is the source of this 1002-nucleotide messenger RNA. It is a transcript of the gene cwc26, whose product is annotated as putative cell cycle control protein (Cwf26). NCBI's taxonomy places the organism in Eukaryota, Fungi, Ascomycota, Eurotiomycetes, Eurotiales, Aspergillaceae. The record is from RefSeq and is a predicted model, not a curated record. Gene Ontology annotation, cellular component: U2-type spliceosomal complex; RES complex. Gene Ontology annotation, biological process: mRNA splicing, via spliceosome. The transcript has a single exon. Gene Ontology annotation, molecular function: RNA binding. The coding region runs from base 1 to 1002 and encodes 333 amino acids.
AUGCCCUCCUCCCUCGCCGACUACCUCGCUAAAAACUACCUCACGGCUGACCCUGUACCCGAACGCCCCAAGAAAAAGCGAAAGAAGACCAAACAAUCCACCGAAGAAAGCACCGGCCUCAUCAUCGCCGACGACGACCCCCCGGAUCUACGAAACACUAAAACGGGGGUCGAUGACGAUGAAGACAGGCCUGCGAUGGUAACGGGGACGCGGAGCGCGGAGUUUCGACGCGCAAAGAACUCUGCUUGGAAGACUAUCGGUGGACCAACAGCUGGUAAAGAUGAAGCAGAUGCGAUUCUGGCGUCUGCGGCGGCAGAACGGGAUGCGGCAAGGAAGGAGGCCGGGGGUGAUGAGGAUGAGCCUAUGAUUGAGGGGCAGAUGGCAGAGCAGGAUGAGGGGAUGAAGAUGGAGUCUGGGGCAAGGGCGGGAUUACAGACUGCCGAGCAGACGGCUGCGAUGGUCGCGGAGCAGGAACGACGAAAGAAACUCGAGGCUGCGAAAUACAAGGAGAGGCCGCAGGAAGCUGAAGAAACUAUCUACCGUGAUGCGUCGGGACGAAUUAUCAACGUUGCUAUGAAGCGUGCGGAAGCACGACGUGCGGAACAGGAGAAACGCGAGAAGGAGGAACAAGCUAAGGAGGAUCUUAUGGGUGAUGUUCAGCGCCAGGAGCGCCAGGAGCGCAAACAGCAACUACAAGAAGUGCGGGCGAUGCCGGUGGCGCGGACGGUGGAGGAUGAGUCGCUGAAUGAGGAGCUCAAGGGAAGACAGCGAUGGGAUGAUCCGGCGGCGGCGUUCUUGACGAAUACUGGAGGUGGUGGGGCGAGUACUACGGGGAAGCCUUUGUAUAAGGGGAGCUUCCAGCCGAAUCGGUAUGGGAUUCGGCCGGGACAUCGGUGGGAUGGGGUUGAUCGGGGGAAUGGGUUUGAAAAGGAGUGGUUUGCGUCGAGGAAUAAAAAGGGGAGGAUUGAGUCUUUGGAGUACCAGUGGCAGAUGGAUGAAUAG